Messenger RNA from Cydia splendana, 1093 nucleotides. RefSeq names its product syntaxin-binding protein 5-like. NCBI's taxonomy places the organism in Eukaryota, Metazoa, Arthropoda, Insecta, Lepidoptera, Tortricidae. The transcript is spliced from 4 exons. Gene Ontology annotation, cellular component: SNARE complex; plasma membrane; cytoplasm. The record is from RefSeq and is a predicted model, not a curated record. Gene Ontology annotation, biological process: regulation of exocytosis; regulation of protein secretion. Gene Ontology annotation, molecular function: GTPase activator activity; myosin II binding; syntaxin binding. The coding region runs from base 548 to 1090 and encodes 180 amino acids.
GCACUAUAUUGGCUGUAUAUUAAUGCCUCUCGUUUUGUUUGCGUUGCGUGCGCCUCUAGUGACCGCAGUUGGAACUAGUUAUCAAUAUCAGCUGUUAGGCCGCCUACGCCUCCGCAACACGGCCUGUAUGCGCAAUAUGCGCUUAUCUCUUUUCCGCUUGCGGCAGAGACAUCGAUCGUUCGCGCCGCGCUUUCUCCAGCCAGUGUGAUCGCCUCCGCGGGCAGUCCGUGUGACGGCGUGUCAGGCAGUGCGCCUGUGCUGCGCGUUAUCGAUCCGCCAUCGGCGCCGCAUUGCCGUACAUUCCGGAGGCGGUGCCUCGCCUAGUUUUCGUCGAUCGUCGUGGUCUUUGACGUGGCGGGCGCGUGUCGGCGUCGGCGGCGGCCCGGGCGGCCCUGCGCAGUAGCGCGGCGAGGAGCGCGGGAGCGAGCGACCUUCCUCCGCCAAAACCGGCUCGCGGUCCGCGGCGGAGGCACGGCUGUGAUGUAGCCGCGGCCCGCGCUAGCGGCCUUCGGACAAAGGAUCCGCGCCACUAGAGGCACUUUUCGCGAUGAAGAAGUUCACGUUCAAGGGGGUGCUGGACGGGUUCCGCAGCAGCGUGCAGGCGGCGCCGCGCGGGACCGAGCAGGAGAUCCAGGAGACUCUACGCUCCGACCACUUCCAGAUCAAAAAGACAUUCCGACACGGUUUCCCAUUCUCGCCAACCGCGCUAGCAUGGGACCCCAUACAGAAGCUGCUCGCCAUAGGCGACAAGAGCGGCAACCUCAGAAUUCUAGGCGGCCCCGGCGUCGACGCGCACGCACGGCACGAGGCCGGCGAGGCCGUGGUCCGAGCACAGUUCCUCGUCAACGAGGGCGCGUUGGUCACAGCUACUGCUGACGAUCAGCUCCACCUGUGGACGUUUAGACAGAAGAGCCCGCAGCGAGUACAGAGCCUCAAGUUUCAGAGAGAGAGAAUCACGUGUCUGCACUUACCGCUGCAGUCAAAAUGGGUGCACGUGGGCACGGAACGCGGCAACGUGCACGUGGUCAACAUAGAGACGUUCGCGCUGAGCGGCUACGUCAUCAACUGGAACAAGGCCAUCGAGGUGUGAGUA